Messenger RNA from Pongo pygmaeus (Bornean orangutan), 3214 nucleotides. It is a transcript of the gene ZNF280B, whose product is annotated as zinc finger protein 280B. Gene Ontology annotation, molecular function: DNA-binding transcription factor activity, RNA polymerase II-specific; RNA polymerase II cis-regulatory region sequence-specific DNA binding. The transcript is spliced from 6 exons. Lineage: Eukaryota; Metazoa; Chordata; Mammalia; Primates; Hominidae. Gene Ontology annotation, biological process: regulation of DNA-templated transcription. The record is from RefSeq and is a predicted model, not a curated record. Bases 623 to 2395 code for a protein of 590 amino acids.
UAUAACAGCUGGCCUUCUGGUGGGCAAACCAUCCCCUGAUGGACUGGAAGCCUACCCCCUACCCCGAGCCCUGGCUGCGACAGCUCUGGAACCCUGGCUGCCUGGAUGCCCCUCAGCUCUGGAACCCUGACUGCUUGGAUGCCCCCUCAGCUCUGGAACCCCGACUGCCUGGAACCCUGAUCCGGAACCCAAGAUCCUUCCAAGGCCUCAGGGGCAUUGCUGCUGCCCUCCUCCUUCUGAAUCUGACCCCGCAUCCAGCAGUCGCCACCAGGGGCGUCAGAGCGCGCGCAUGCGCCUAGCUCGGAGCCGCGCCGAUCUCGCGCCGGCACCUGGCAGCCAAUCGCAGGUCUCCACUGGACGCGCGCGUGUGGAGGCGUGCGCGUCGGCGGCGCCGGGGGCCUGAGGAGGCGUAGUCGCCGCCGGCUUUGCCCCGGGAGCGCCUCCGGGGCCGGUGCGUGGCCGGCAGCUCGGGGACAGCAGCUGAUCCGGACCGGAUGUGACCUUCUGCCUGGAAUAGCUCAAGUUCUUAAAAGUUGCGUUGUAAUAAACCUGAGGUGGCAGUUUAUAUAAAGGAAGCAUUGGGACUUGUGGCCACACCAUUCAAGAAUAAAAAAAUUAGAAAAUGGAACAAUCAUGUGAGGAAGAGAAAGAGCCUGAACCACAGAAGAACAUAAAAGAAGCCAAACAAGUAGAUGACGAAGAUGCUGAGCUCAUCUUUGUUGGUGUGGAACAUGUAAAUGAAGAUGCUGAGCUAAUCUUUGUUGGGGUGACUUCAAAUUCAAAACCAGUCGUUUCAAACAUUUUGAACAGAGUCACCCCGGGUUCCUGGUCAAGGAGAAAAAAGUAUGGUCACCUUAGAAAAGAUACUGCUCACAAAUUGCAGCCUAAAAGUCAUGAGACCCUUACAUCAGAAGCAGUAACCGUCCUGCCAGCUUCCCAACUUGAAUCGAGAUCAACAGAUAGUCCUAUUAUUAUUGAGCCUUUGUCUAAACCUGAUUAUAGAAAUAGUUCACCACAAGUUGUGCCUAAUAACUCUUCAGAAUUACCUUCUCCUUUGAUUACUACAUUCACAGGUUCAUUGCAUAAUCCAGUAAGUGCAGCACUUUCAGUAGGAGGUAUAAAUGAAAGUCCUCGUGUAUCAAAGCGACUUUCCACUUUCGAAGUAAACAGCAUAAAUCCCAAAAGGGCUAAACUCAGGGAUGGAAUUAUGGAAGGAAAUUCUUCAGCUUCGUCCCCUUCAGAUACCUUUCAUACAAUGAAUACUCAGCAAAGUACACCCUCAAACAAUGUUCAUACCUCAUUAAGCCAUGUUCAGAAUGGAGCACCUUUUCCAGCAGCUUUUCCAAAGGACAAUAUCCAUUUCAAGCCUAUAAAUACAAAUCUUGAUAGGGAAAAUGAAUUGGCAAAAACAGACAUUUUGAGUCUAACAGGUCAAAACAAGACCUUUGAUCCCAAGAAAGAAAAUCCCAUUGUGUUACUUAGUGACUUUUACUAUGGACAGCAUAAAGGAGAUGGGCAGCCAGAACAGAAGACUCACACCACCUUUAAAUGCCUCAGCUGUGUGAAAGUUCUAAAAAAUGUUAAGUUUAUGAAUCACGUGAAGCAUCAUUUGGAAUUUGAGAAGCAGAGGAACGACAGCUGGGAAAACCACACCACCUGCCAGCACUGCCACCGGCAGUUUCCCACUCCCUUCCAGCUACAGUGUCACAUCGAAAAUGUCCACACUGCCCAGGAGCCCUCUGCUGUCUGUAAGAUCUGUGAAUUGUCAUUUGAAACAGAUCAGGUCCUCUUACAACACAUGAAGGACCAUCAUAAGCCUGGCGAAAUGCCCUAUGUGUGCCAGGUUUGCCAUUAUAGAUCGUCGGUCUUUGCUGAUGUAGAAACACAUUUUAGAACGUGCCAUGAAAACACAAAGAAUUUGCUUUGUCCCUUUUGUCUCAAAAUUUUCAAAACAGCAACACCAUACAUGUGUCAUUAUAGGGGCCACUGGGGAAAGAGUGCACACCAGUGUUCCAAGUGCCGGCUACAGUUUUUAACUUUCAAGGAGAAAAUGGAGCACAAGACCCAGUGUCAUCAAAUGUUUAAGAAGCCUAAGCAACUAGAAGGAUUACCUCCUGAAACAAAAGUUACUAUUCAAGUGUCGCUGGAACCUCUUCAGCCAGGAUCAGUGGAUGUAGCAUCCAUAACUAGACAGCAGAAAAGUAAAUCAUCACACUUUCACACUGUUUCUCUAAUCCACGGCGUACUGUGGGGACGUUCAUUUGGUGAUGUAACUUUCAGCUCUGCCCCUUCAUGUCCUGGUACCAGAUUUUUGAAUGGGAAAUUGGGAGUAACUGAGUCAGAGAAUAUUAUACUGACUGCAUUUAAAGUACAAAUGUGCAAGAUAACUUCAUAAUAAAAAAGGUGACCUUGAGAUCUGGGCUUCCUCAAGAGUCUCACGGGGAGGAGUUGCUUGAAGCACAUAUUGGGCAGUUUCUGUAUGAGGAUAUUCCACAGACCCACUACUAGACCCUGACUCAGUGAGAAGCUCCACUGAUGUAAGAGGGGAGAAGAGAACACAGUCAGGACCCGAGGGAUGAGGAAACCCACCAUCAGCAGUCUCCGUGGUCCUGAGUGGGAUGAGCUGCAGGAAAGUCACAUCCAUGGAACCAGCUUCCCCCAGUGGCCCAGGAGCAGGCUCAGCACUGUUUCAGCCAUGAUGGAGCCUCCCCUUGACUCUGUCAUGUCCUACAUAGAAGUUUACUGGCCUCACACCCAUAGUUGCCCCAACACCUAACUUCCUGUCCUGACACUGCAACUGAAAUGUGUGUCCCCUUCACAGCCAGGCCAGCUCUGGGCCUCCAGUUCCUCCCUGACCUGCAUCCUCAUGCAGCAUUUCAUGAUUGAGUGCCUCGUUCCUGGGACACAGUGAGCCUCAGAGAGCCCUGAGCACAGACUGCUGGGGAUGGAAGGGGAGGUCUCUGCUUUGAACUCUAGAAAAGCAGAGUCCAUGCUUCAGGGAACUACCCACCUGCUAAAAUGUCCCCAGGCUCUGACCAUGAUGUGAGCUAAAAAAAAAGGCUCAUCUUGCUUCUUUCAAGAAAAAAAAUUCCAGCUCCAGAGGCACUGGUGUUAGCACAUAUGGACAAACAGCCAACACUUCAGUGUCAUCAGGUGCUUUGGUUUUGUUUUCCUUUUGCUGAGACUUCAGAAACAAUAAAUGGGAAAUUGAGAG